AUGAUCGAGGAUCAAGACAAAGUCUUUGAGGAUGAUGUUCAAACCAUUGUUAUUAUAGAUUCGGACGAGGAGAAUGAAUAUUUAGAAUCAUGCUAUGAGGAUUUAUUAUGGCUUGAGGAUGGGGAAAUCGGAAGUGAUGAAGAAGAAGUGGAUAUGUUUUCAUUCACUUCAGACAGUGAUCUUGUUCAUUCUUCCGAAGAUGAAGAGGAAGAUUUCUAUAAUGAAUCCAUUCUAACAACACUAGAAUCCAAGUAUGAUUAUUUGAAUGUUGACGACUCACUAGAAUUUUCCAUUCUCAAUCAUGGUCAAAUAUUUGGAGGUCAAAACACUCAUAGAAAUCACGACAUGAAACGAGUGAAAAGCAAAUACAAGAAGCAGAGAAUAAAUCCAAAGCGAAGAAUUCACCACAGAGAAUAUAAAAAGAGAUUGGAGGAGGAAAACGACAAGAUGGAAAUGCGAGGCUCAAAAGUUUAUGUACCUCCUACCAUUUCAUAUGCGAACCGCAACAACAACAACACUUCGAGCGCUCCGAAUCUAUAUCGUCAUGCUCACUUUGCACCACCAAGAAGUGAGGAAGAAGAACAAUUACAAUUAGCCAUGGCUCUUUCAGUGGAACAUCAUGAAAUGUCGAAUAUGGCUCGAGAAUGUGGUAUGGACAUGAGUGUAUUACUCGCCCUCACGACUCGAGAAUUAACCGAGAAGGAUUAUGAACUAUUGUUGCAAUUAGACAAUGGUGUGAAAAAGAAGACUGUUUGCAGUUCAGCAUUAUUGAGCUUACCAACAUGUAUUUUAUCAUUUGAGGAGAAAUUGGUUUCAACAACGUUUGUGGAAGAGGAAAUGCCACAAGUGUGCCAAGGUGACAUGUGUGUCACAUGUAUGUGUGAUUUUGAGGAGGGUGAAGAAUUGAAAUGGAUUCCAAAAUGCGGUCACAUCUUUCACAAGGAUUGCAUCGAUUCUUGGCUGGAGUCUCAAUCAACAGUUUGCCCAAUUUGUAGAGUUGAUGUUGCCGAUUCGUGA
Molecule: messenger RNA, 1017 nt
Organism: Naegleria lovaniensis
Lineage: Eukaryota; Heterolobosea; Eutetramitea; Acrasida; Naegleriidae
Exons: 1
Coding region: 1-1017 (338 amino acids)
Cellular component (GO): nucleoplasm
Source: RefSeq, a predicted model, not a curated record